Messenger RNA from Armigeres subalbatus, 1611 nucleotides. RefSeq lists its product as uncharacterized. NCBI's taxonomy places the organism in Eukaryota, Metazoa, Arthropoda, Insecta, Diptera, Culicidae. The transcript has 5 exons. The coding region runs from base 127 to 1518 and encodes 463 amino acids. The record is from RefSeq and is a predicted model, not a curated record.
UCAAAGUAGUCAUAGAAUAAAUUAUAUCAGUCAAAUUUUGGAAUAACUUCUAAAGUUGAAGUGAUAGCAGAAAAAUUUUGAAACCCAAAUUCCCUCAAAGGACGAUUAAAUUCAAGUUAAAUAAAAAUGUCUUCUUCUGGUAUACCUCAUUUAAAUGAUGAUAGCGAGCCAUUGGCCGGAAUCAUCAACACACUUGACACUCUGGAAAAUACCCUCAGUAAUUUGGAACUGGAUGUUCGCAAUGAACUUAAUACUCAGCGCCUGCUCUACCGUUGCCAGCUAAAUCUUGCCGGACGCUGCCCUUCGAGCGAUCAAGUCAGAGAUACGGACAGUCAAAGCUCACAAGGAGCUGCAUCGAUAGUUAGCAAAUUUGGGACAUGUAAUUGCCGCUGUAAUCAAGCUCUGGAAAUAUAUUUAGCACAACUCCGAAAUUCACAACUCGAACAGGAACAACUACUUCGAACUUUGAAAAUGAAAGAUGAACAAUCCAAUCUUUAUCGCGGCAAACUAAUGGAAUCUAAUGCCAUCAUCGAACGCCAGAAGCAGGAGAUCAAAGCCCUUAAGGACAAGGAGGAGCUCAUAACGCAAGAAAUCAAUACGGCACUGGAGCAGGAAAACCAAAUACUCAUGACGGAAAUCCAGCGGCUAAAGGGCUUGCCGGACGAGCUGCGAGCGCGGGAACAUGCUCUUAAGUUGGCCAACAAAGAGCUACAGGAAACGAAGCUCACACUUAAGUCCCUUCUGCUUGACAUUGAAUCCGGUCUGGAGACGUGCGAGGAUAUAUCAGGGGAACUGCAGCAGGAACGCAAACGUGCUUUCAACACGAUGAACGAAAUCGAUGAGGAAAAACGAAAAGUUAUGAGUUGGGUCGUUAAAUACAGUGAACUGAAGCAGCAAUAUGAGUCGGCCGCACAACAGAAGAAUUCCUUUGACCAAUUGAAUGCAGCUUUAGGAGAAAAGACUGCAAAACUGGAGGCUCUGACCAAGGAUUACGAUGCUUUGAAGAAAGAAAGUGUUGAUUAUAUUACCAAUGUUGAAACCGUGAAUGAGAAACAACGGACAGCGCUUCAAGAAAAAGUAGUUGAAUUGGAAUGCGAGAACCUGAAGUUGAAAAUUACUUUGGAGAAACAAUGCAAACAGACAUCAGAAGUUUCCCAUGAUAUGCAACGAGAAUUAUUGAAUUUGGAGAGGAAAUUCAUAGACGCUCAGGGCGAAGUGAACACUUUAAAAAGAUACAAUGAGCAAGCAGCUGCCAGUGCUGAGUAUACUGCAAGACGCAAGAGCCUAACCGGAGAUGACACAUCUGUGGAGUCACAAUCUCUGAAUCCUCCAUUCUGUAAAACUUGCGGUAUUAAGCUAUCAUCGGAGAAGAUUGGUUCAGAACAUAGCUGUUCGCAAGAGUGUUGUUCUUUGGAGAGUGAAAACAAUGAUAGCGUAAAGAAUGAUAGCGUAAACGUUUCUAAGGUUUCCGAUUGUUCCGAUAAAGCUUCAACGAGUCAUGGAUCCAAUUCUAAAUGACUUUAAUGUGCGUACCCGAUCGAUGAAAUUGAAACUCUAAAUGUUCAUUCAUAAUCUUUAUAAAUAAAUCAAAUGGAAAUUUUCCCUUUUUCG